Schizosaccharomyces cryophilus OY26 is the source of this 4516-nucleotide messenger RNA. RefSeq names its product ATP-dependent DNA helicase Hrp1. The transcript has a single exon. Gene Ontology annotation, molecular function: ATP-dependent chromatin remodeler activity; ATP hydrolysis activity; ATP binding. Lineage: Eukaryota; Fungi; Ascomycota; Schizosaccharomycetes; Schizosaccharomycetales; Schizosaccharomycetaceae. The record is from RefSeq and is a predicted model, not a curated record. Bases 219 to 4283 code for a protein of 1354 amino acids. Gene Ontology annotation, cellular component: chromatin; nucleus. Gene Ontology annotation, biological process: nucleosome organization; regulation of transcription by RNA polymerase II.
CGCCAACAACGCAACAAUACAAGCAAACAACAUACCACUGCUUGAAUUAGCCUACACCGAGGUUUCCUCUGGUUUUCUUGGUGUAUCUGACUAAAAAAGAAAGGAUUAAACCGUUGAGGUUUAUUAAAAUUUUGAAUUCCUAAAUUUACAAGAGGAGCAGCCAGUCUUCUAGGCAACCCUUAAAUCAAUCUUGCCAGAAGCUUGGUGCGAGGGAAAUCAUGAGCUCCAAUCAUACUAAUGGCGCAUUUGAAGAUCCUAAUGGUAUAGCAAGGACGGAAGUUGCAAGUGUAGCACAACCCAAUAUGCAAACUUCCAUAGAAUUGCCUGUUCUCUCUACAAAUGAAGGGUCCAACUAUCUAAGCAACUCCUCUUCGUAUCCUUCUCAGACUUCUUUAACUUCCUAUGGUGAUUCUGAAAAUGUUACCAGUGCUGCUAACAGCACGGUGGUAUCUUCAGCUUUAUCGACUCCUCAAAUCGAGUACUCUGCCAGCUUCGAUGAACUCAGAGUAGAUGGUAAUAGACGUUCAGGCCGUGUAAAGCGUGCCGUUUAUCCAGACCAGUCAUUCUUUGAUAUGGAUGACCAAGAAAUUCCCACAUCUAAAAAAAGGAAAAGCAAGGUGGCACCAGUCCAAAGAAGGUCUCCUGAAAAAAGUGAAGAUGAUGCCGAUGCUUAUGAUCGCAAUCAUAAGACGAGCUAUGUACCUACUGAAGUUAGAACUUCCACUCGGUCCUCAAAGGGUGGAGUCAACUAUAAUGAGCAAGAUCUUUAUGGAGAUUUGGAUAACGAAGAAGAGGAAAUGGAGGAAGAAGUUGAAGAAGAAUACGAACCUGCCAUUGACUUUGUUUUGAACCAUCGGAAACGCGAAGACGCCGAAGAUGAUGAUCCCAAGAAAAGUUACCAAUACCUUAUAAAAUGGCAAGAUAUGUCUCAUUUGCAUAAUACGUGGGAAGAUUAUGCUUCUGCUACUUCUGUUCGUGGUUUUAAGAAAGUUGAUAAUUACAUUAAGCAAAACAUUAUCUAUGAUCGAGAAAUUCGGGAAGAUCCUAGUACUACUUACGAGGAUUUGGAGGCUCUAGACAUUGACCGCGAGCGGAAAAAUAUGGUAUACGAGGAAUACAAGAUCGUUGAACGUGUCGUAGCCUCUGAACCUAAUGAGGCUGGCAAAACAGAAUAUUUUGUCAAAUGGAAACAGUUGCCUUAUGAUAACUGCACUUGGGAAGAUGGUAACCUUAUUUACAGUAUGGCUCCUAAUGAAGUAUUUCAAUUUCUUCAGAGAGAAAACAGCCCGUAUUUACCUUCCAAAGGUGUGUUUUAUAACACAAGGCCUCCUUAUCGUAAAUUAGAAAAGCAACCGUCCUAUAUAAAAGGAGGAGAAGUAAGGGAUUUCCAAUUAACGGGUAUUAAUUGGAUGGCUUAUUUGUGGCACAGAAAUGAAAACGGCAUCUUGGCUGAUGAAAUGGGUCUGGGUAAAACCGUACAAGCUGUUUGUUUCCUUUCCUAUUUAGUCCAUUCCUUAAGGCAGCAUGGUCCUUUUCUAAUUGUUGUUCCGCUUUCAACAGUACCAGCUUGGCAAGAAACAUUGGCAAAUUGGGCACCAGACUUGAACAGUAUUUGCUAUACUGGAAAUACAGAAUCUCGAGCAAAUAUACGAGAGUACGAGUUCUACAUGUCUUCUAAUAAUCGGAAGCUCAAAUUUAAUGUUCUUUUGACAACGUAUGAGUACAUAUUGAAAGAUAAGCAUGAGCUCAAUAAUGUUCGAUGGCAAUAUCUUGCAAUUGAUGAAGCUCAUCGUUUAAAAAAUAGUGGAUCUUCACUUUACGAAACCCUUUCCCAAUUUAAAACUUCCAAUAGACUUUUAAUUACCGGUACCCCGUUACAAAAUAAUUUAAAGGAGCUGGCAUCCUUGGUUAAUUUCCUAAUGCCUGGUAAAUUUUAUAUCAAAGAAGAACUUAAUUUUGACGAGCCUAAUGAAGAACAGGAACGUGAUAUCCGCGAUCUUCAACAAAGAUUACAACCUUUUAUUCUCCGCAGAUUAAAAAAAGAUGUGGAAAAGUCACUACCAUCAAAAUCGGAGCGUAUUCUGCGAGUCGAAUUAUCAGACAUGCAAACUCAGUGGUACAGAAAUAUUCUUACCAAAAACUACCGCGCUCUUAUUGGUAGUACUGAUGGGAGAAAUCAGCUCUCUCUAUUAAAUAUUGUUGUGGAGCUUAAGAAAGCCUCUAACCAUCCGUAUCUAUUCCCUGGAACGGAAGAGAAAUGGAUGACUGGUAGAAAAAUGACCAGAGAAGACACCCUUCGUGGUAUCAUUAUGAAUAGUGGAAAAUUGGUUUUGUUGGACAAAUUGUUACAAAGACUUAAACGAGACGGUCAUCGUGUAUUAAUUUUUAGCCAAAUGGUGAAAAUGCUAAACAUAUUAGGAGAGUACAUGUCUCUUCGAGGCUAUAAUUAUCAACGUCUUGAUGGAACCAUUCCUGCGUCCGUACGAAGGGUAUCAAUUGAUCAUUUCAAUGCUCCUGAAAGCCCGGAUUUUGUUUUUCUAUUAAGUACUAGAGCAGGCGGUUUAGGUAUUAAUUUAAGUACUGCUGAUACGGUUAUUAUUUUUGAUUCGGAUUGGAACCCUCAAGCGGAUCUUCAGGCAAUGGCUCGUGCUCAUAGAAUUGGUCAAAAAAACCACGUGAACGUUUAUCGUUUUUUGUCUAGAGAUACAAUUGAAGAAGAUAUUUUGGAGCGUGCUAGGAGGAAAAUGAUUUUGGAAUAUGCUAUUAUAUCUUUGGGUGUCACUGAGAAGUCGAAGACGUCUAAAAACGAUAAGUAUAGUGCUGAAGAACUUAGUGCUAUAUUGAAAUUUGGUGCAUCAAAUAUGUUUAAAGCGAAUGAAAACCAGAAAAAAUUAGAAAACAUGAAUUUAGAUGAUAUCUUGAGACAUGCUGAAGAUCAUGAUUCGUCUAAUGAUGUUGGCGGAGCUAGUAUGGGAGGAGAAGAAUUUUUAAAACAAUUUGAAGUUACCGAUUAUAAAGCGGAUGAUCUUAAAUGGGACGACAUUAUACCUGAAGAAGACUUGGAAAGAAUUGAAGAAGAAGAACGAGUAUUAGCUGCUCAACGAGCUGAAGAGGAAGAACGUGAACGAAGAGAAGAAGAGCUUCGAGAAGCUGAAGAAGAGCAAAGUUCUCGUGCUUCAAAGCGAACUACUAAGUCCAUUACUAAGCGCCAACAACGCCGAGAAGAAGCAAUACGUGAGAAAGAAGUUCGUCAGCUUUAUCGUGCUAUGAUUAAAUUUGGUUUAGUCGAAGAAAGGUUCAGUGACAUCGUGAAAGAAGCGGAAUUAGAAGCUACUGAUCCCAAACGAAUCUUACAAGUAUCGUCUGAUAUAGUGAAAGCAUGUGAGAAGGCUGUUGAACAAGUUGAAGCAGAGGAUAUUAAAAGCAAACAACCUCGUAAAGCGAUUUUGAUUGAAUAUCGAGGAGUGAAACACAUUAAUGCGGAAACAAUUACCCAGAGAGUAAAAGAUUUAACCUAUUUGCAUCGAGCGUAUAAAGGUUUAGACCCACUAAAGCAACGUAUUGGUUAUCCCAUCCGAAGUGUCCACAGUUGGAACUGUACAUGGGGUAUUAAGGAAGAUUCUAUGUUGCUUGCGGGUAUUGAUCGGCACGGAUUCGGAUCAUGGCAAGCAAUUAAAAUGGAUCCGGAUCUAGGCUUGCAAAACAAAAUAUUCUUAGAGGAAGCUAAGAAUGAUAAAGAUUCAAGAAAUGUUCCGAGCGCAGUACAUUUAGUACGCCGAGGAGAAUAUUUAUUAACUGUUGUCCGAGAGCAUCCUGACCUCUUCACAACAAAGACAGAUCAAGCAACGAAGCGUAAAUACACUCGUAAAAGCAGCAAUACGAAAGGUUCUGGUCGGCAAACCACUUUGGAUGAUUCAGUUGCAUCCAAAAAGAAGAAUCGUGGAAAAAAGCAGGCACAAGAUGAUGAUAACACAGAAGAAGAAGAAACUUCACCUGAUGGAACGGUUAGGGAAGAGGAGGAAGAGGAGGAAGAGGAGAAAUCAAAGCCUGAAGCCCCUAAGCGAGCAUUGCGCUCCAAUACUGGUAAUAAACCACAGAGAACAAGCCGAAGGACUACCAGAAAUUCUUCCAAAGCACCGUCGGCGAUGGACACACUUACGGCUGCUGCUGCUUUAGAUGCUGAGUUGGAUACUGAUUCUCCUAAGAAACCGGAAAAAACAGAAGCUGAAGAUGAUUCGAUAAAAAAAGAAAACAAGGAUUCCUCGGAAGCUAUCUCCUCUUAAGUUAACCGGAAGAGAUAAAGUAAAAUGGAUUCAGGAUGCUUCUUGGGUACAUUGUGAUUUGUCUCAAUGUAAACAUGGAAGAAUAUAACAACAGAUAUCUAUUUCAGUGUAUAUUGAACUACUAUCAAUUAUUAAGGUUUCUAAUUGCAUAUAAGUUUUGUUAUCUUUUUGUAAGUAAUACUAAUUUUGUUUAAGAUUAUCAAAUAAAGCGUUUGGACUAUGCUAAUAAUGUU